AUACCGCAGUAGCUAAUGCCGCAAGGUCAUUUCAAGAACUAUCUGCUUGACGAACCGGCGAGUUAUUCUUCUCUUAGUCGGUUAAGGGUAUCAAAUUCUCCAGCUGAGAGCUCGUCGAUUUUAAAGAUGGCUGUUACUCAGAGUCCUAGGGCACUAGGCCAUCAGCUCCAUGCUGCUAAUGAAGAAACAAGGUUUGAUCAUCUGAGUGCGCUUGACAUUGAUUCUCAUCCGACCUUUACUCGCUUAACUGGCAUCAUCUGUACUAUUGGACCUUCAUCCCGAGAGGUGAAAAUGUUGGUUGAAAUGAUGAAAGCAGGAAUGAAUAUUGCUCGUAUGAAUUUUUCCCAUGGCACUCAUGAGUAUCAUGGAGAGACCAUCCAAAAUGUACGAGAAGCAGUAAAAAUUGUCAACCAAGAGACUAAUAUGCCAUUUUGUAUAGCUAUUGCCUUGGAUACGAAAGGUCCUGAAAUUCGAACAGGACUCUUGGAGGGUGGUCCUACAGCUGAAAUAGAACUUGUGAAAAACGAUGUCAUCAAAGUUACAACUGAUGAUAGCAUGAAGGAAAAGUGCUCAAAGGAUGUGCUGUAUGUUGAUUACAAGAACAUUACCAAAGUUGUAGUCCCUGGCAACAAAGUAUUUGUUGAUGAUGGUCUGAUUUCUCUUGUAGUAAAGGAAGUAGGUGCAGACUUUUUACAAUGUGAGAUUGAAAAUGGUGGUCUGCUUGGUAGCAAGAAGGGAGUCAAUCUUCCAGGAGUUAUUGUGGAUUUACCAGCAGUAUCUGAAAAAGACAAAGAAGACAUAUUGUUUGGAGUAGAGCAAGGAGUAGACAUGAUAUUUGCCUCAUUUAUAAGAAAUGCAACAGGAGUGAAGGAAAUCCGCAAAAUUUUGGGAGAAAAAGGCAAAGAUAUAAAGAUUAUUCCUAAGAUUGAAAAUCAUGAAGGUGUUAAAAAAAUUGAUGAAAUCAUUGAAGAAAGUGAUGGCAUCAUGGUUGCCCGUGGUGAUUUGGGAAUUGAGAUACCUCCAGAAAAAGUUUUUCUCGCACAAAAGAUGAUGAUCUCCAAAUGUAAUACCCUUGGAAAACCAGUUAUCUGUGCCACUCAGAUGCUCGAGAGUAUGGUCAAGAAACCAAGGCCAACUCGGGCUGAAAGCUCUGAUGUAGCUAAUGCGGUCCUGGAUGGUGCAGAUUGUGUAAUGUUGUCUGGAGAAACAGCCAAGGGAGAUUACCCUCUGCAAGCUGUUAAAAUCAUGGAUGCCAUCUGCACUGAAGCAGAAGCAGCUAUUUUUCACAAGCAUGUUUUUACAGAGCUUAGUGCUAAGACUCCAGUCCCUCUAGAUGCUGCUCAUUCUGUUGCUAUAGCUGCUGUCACAGCUUCUAUGAAGUCCCUGGCAUCAGCUAUAAUUGUGAUCACAACAACAGGAAGGACUGCUCACUUGAUUGCCAAGUAUCGUCCACGUUGUCCUAUUGUUGCUGUUUCUCGAUUAGAAACAACAACUCGUCUAGUUCAUUUGUGGCGGGGGAUCAUCCCACUCCUCUAUACUGGAGACCGAAUGGAGGACUGGCCUCAUGAUGUGGAUGCCAGAAUCCAGUAUGCAAUCAACUUGGGAAAGAACAGAAACUUCAUUCAAUGCGGUGAUGCUGUAAUUGUUGUGACUGGCUGGCGAAAGGGAGCUGGAGCAACAAACACCAUGAGAAUUGUAUACGUUGAUUAACGUAAUCUUCCUACUAUUGCUUGUGUUUCAGCUGUUGGAGAAAUGCCCAUUGUCUAGCUUGAAAUAGUUUGCAUUGUUGUGAACAAAUUAAUUUAAAAAGUCGUUUCUGACAAACAACUAUUGUGAUAGUUAACUUAUUAGAUAUUUAAACUUUUUUGUUUUUACAAUAUUUAUCAUUCUGAAA
Messenger RNA from Limulus polyphemus (Atlantic horseshoe crab), 1894 nucleotides. Its product is annotated as pyruvate kinase PKM-like. Gene Ontology annotation, biological process: glycolytic process. The transcript has 11 exons. Lineage: Eukaryota; Metazoa; Arthropoda; Merostomata; Xiphosura; Limulidae. Gene Ontology annotation, molecular function: pyruvate kinase activity; magnesium ion binding; potassium ion binding. Bases 16 to 1710 code for a protein of 564 amino acids. Gene Ontology annotation, cellular component: cytoplasm. The record is from RefSeq and is a predicted model, not a curated record.